This is a messenger RNA of Vitrella brassicaformis, 3526 nucleotides long. NCBI's taxonomy places the organism in Eukaryota, Vitrellaceae. The record is from the annotation of a GenBank genome assembly.
GUGGUUUUGAUAUCGAAGAGACAGCGUAGUCCCUAGUGUUAAUGGUAGUGGCAUGUCUGGACUGGUCGGGUAGCUACAAUGUCGCAUGUCAUCAGAGUCUGGCUCUGGCCAGUCUGCCACCCCAGAGCACCCCAGUCUCCCACACCAUACGUGCGAGGGGCCGCACAUCCACAGGCACUCGACCAUCAUCCCCAGCCCCGUUCCUUGGCUUCACACGCAUCUGAGCCCUCUCCCGCCUCUCUCGACUAUGUACAACACUGUCGGCAGACGGCAAGGCCGGCGGUCCCGCGUCGCUUCCUUUCCCUCUGCUGUUGUACCACGAGAUCACGGGCCCACGCAGGAUAUAUGGAAACCUGCAGCAAAGAGACGCAGGGAGGGAGUGGCAAAAGGUGGGUCGAUAUGGGGAGGGAGCGUGUCAGCUCACUGGCUCAGCACUGCCUCCACGAAUGCAGCCUUCAGCGAGGGGUUGUCACACAGAAACGUGUGGAAUAUCGGCAGCAGGCGCGUGGCCGACCCAGGCAGCAAAUACUACAUGUACCAUGACAGGCAGUCAAUCAUGUCCAUGAGAGUGUAGUCGAUCGCUUUCUCUGCCUUACUCUGCAGAAUGCGAGUGCUGUUUUGAGCAGCAGUGCGGCGGGAUCGUGCCUGCCGGCGAGGUGACUCUCCACCAUGCUUCUCUUGGCCAGAGCAUCCACCUGAUCCAACAGGCAGGUCACUGUCUCGACCUGCAUUGACACAUCUGCAAGACACUCAUGGCAUAGACAUCUAGCUCAAUAACAACUCAUUGACACUGCACUGCCCUACCAUUCCUGUCAUGGGCUUCACCAGAGAUGGCCGCAAGAGUAGCUGCCACUGUGCCGGCGAGGUGGGGCAUCAAUGCAACGCCACUGAGCGCCACACACGCGUAGCUCGACGCCCAUGUAGACCUGCAACAGUCAGACAGACGCACCAUGAUCGAAUCGAUCGUGCCACCCCACCUGUGGCCUUGUCGCAACACAGCACACCAUGUGUGUGCUCUGCUCACGUGUUGGGGUCGUGUUGGUUCGCCGCCAUCAGCCUCAUGAGCGUGUGGGACUUCUCGCACAGAGACGACAAGCGUGCCCUGACAGCAGGGGGACCAGCAGGCCACUCGCUGAAUCCCUCAGGGUAAGGCUGCUGAUCUCGUGGUUGCGACGAAAGCCGUGGGAAGAGGGUGAGUCCCUCCCACACUAUGGGCGUCAGAGCAGCCGCCAUCUCGGGACUCCUCAGCAGCGUCGUCAGCUGUCGUCGCGUACCUUGCCCGUACACACGAUCCACAGCAGCACUGGUCAGCAGAUCCAGGAGAAACUGAAGACGGAACAGACUACUGACGGUGUGGCUCUCUGCCGCAUGUACGUCAAUGGCCGUCACAGCCUCUCUCAGCAUGUUGCUCAAGGCCCUUGCGGUGGUCUCGCUGUCUUCCAGAAGGGCCGAGAAGAUCGUGGAGAGCAGUGCUCUAUACUCAAGAGUAUCGAGUGUGGGCCUGCAGGCCUUGCGGAAUGCCUCCAGCCAGCCUAAGGCGCUCACGAGAUGAAGCAGAGCUGCCGUGCUGCUGGCUGCUGAGGGACCGGCUGUCGAGAGCACCGAUUUGGCGACGUCGCUGAGGAUGUAGAAUAGAAGGGUUGGCAGGAAUCGCAAGGCUUCGUGCCGCAUCUGUGUAGGUCUUGACACGUGAGCAUCCGACCAAUUCUGCCAAAAGCACGGACGUUUGUGUUGGGAGCUGCAGAUGGACAGGGUGGCUCUGUCUGCUGUCUCACCUUUGCCAGAUUGUCAAGCGCUUCCGCCCACUUUGGGUCCGACAUGGCCGCAGCCGCCAAGAGAGGCGUGAACCGAGGCAGCGCACCAAAGACACAGCUCUUCCGCCAUGUGGCUGAUCACCGACACACACACAGUGUAGAGAGAGAGAGGGUGUGACGCCGUGUCGCUGUUCUUCCGUACCGAUGAUCGGCAGUCUUUUGUCAACGUCUUGGUCAGUCUCAGGGAUGACCUCAGGCGGCAUCAAGAGUCGCCGCAUCGCCCUAAUGCCGACAGACCCGACACAAUCCACCCUGACCCAUCAGACAAUGCACAAAGGUGUUCACACAGACCCUGUAACCCCCAAGCAAAGGAUGUGUCCUCGUUCUAAUUACAGUCACCUUGGAGUUGCCGCGUGUUUGUCCCUAUCAACUUCUACUCCCAGUCUGCUGACCGACACAAAGGCCACCGCCAGCCGCCUCAUUGCCUCCGCACCCAUCGCGGUCUCCUCAACCCGAGCCAUCUCCUCAAUCCAGCGACACGCCGUCGCAACCAUCGCUUCCCGACUCUUGCUGAGGGCAGGUGGACCACCAACGCGGCCAAACGACACCAGGAGGGUGGUUAUCUCAUCGACCGCAGUAUCCUCAGCGGAACCAUCCAUCGUCGGCCGCUGCAGUGCUGCCGCCAGCUCAAAACACAAGUCAGAGCAGGCGCGAGAGGCGGCGUUUCUCUGCUGUGUCUUGUGCCGCGUCUUGUCGUCCAGCUGCUCGAGAAAGGUACAGAGGCCAUCCAGAGGGCUUCGAUGAGAGCGCUGCGGAUCGGCUGACGAGUCACUUUCCUUGCCAUACGACAGCAGCAAUGGCACUGAAGGUUCGCACAUCCAAACAGUGCGGAAGUCCCUCACAACAGCAUGGCCGACCGAGACCGCCAUCCUCCACAUCGCUGCCUCACCCCCCUUAUCAUGACUGGCCUUCACCGCAGCAGCCAUGAUGCUCGUGAUGGCGUCGCAGUGCAUGCCGAAGUGGUCGCUGGACGCCAGGAAGCCCGCAGACGUGCCCAGAGAUAGCAACCGGUGAGUUACGGGCAGCACAAUGGCGGGGAAGUCAAGCGCCGUGUCCACAAUGAGGGACAUGAAUCGCAGCAGGAAGCGAACUGCUGGCGCAUCGUUGCCGAGUGCUGAUUGCGUGGAUUGCGCCGCGGCGAGGUCCACCAGAUGCGGGAGUGCAUGCGUCAGGAAGUCCCGAUAGACCGACGCGGCGCCCUUGCGCGAUGAUCUUGAUGUGCCGUGACGGUCGUUGUCGAUGAUGCACUUGCUUGCGGCGCCAAGCAGUAACGCACAUGAGCCGGGGAAGCAUUCCUCGAGCCAAUGAAGCUCCGGGUUGCCGAGAAGCAGCAGCAGGGGCACAACGGCUGUCUUGUCGACAUCGCUUUGGCCAGUUGCAGGAGGCGUGAGUGGUGCAGGGGAGGCGACCUGGUCCUUGAGAUGGGUCAGGAGUGUCAACGUUGUGUUCAAGUCGCGGCGGGAAACGCUCAGAAGCAACAUCUCUGCCUGCAUCGGCAGCCGUGGCGGCUGUUGGAAUGACGGCGGGGAGUCAUGGGAUGAUGUGUGGGGCGGAGGAGGCUCUCGAUGCAUCUCAUACCGACCUGCACAGGUAGACAGAUAGACAGAUAGACACAGCCACCAUAACACUCAUGGGUCAGUCAGAUGAGUGCGUGUGCUGAUCUCUUGCGCUGUACCACUGCUUCUCUCCAUCGAGAUCUAUGCCAAGGCUCC